Molecule: messenger RNA, 1899 nt
Organism: Protopterus annectens (West African lungfish)
Lineage: Eukaryota; Metazoa; Chordata; Ceratodontiformes; Protopteridae
Gene: EOGT
Product: EGF domain specific O-linked N-acetylglucosamine transferase
Exons: 16
Coding region: 108-1688 (526 amino acids)
Cellular component (GO): endoplasmic reticulum lumen
Molecular function (GO): protein N-acetylglucosaminyltransferase activity
Source: RefSeq, a predicted model, not a curated record
GGACAACUAAGGGCUGCUGGGUAAAUAUGCCGACUCCCUGUAACUAAUUAGUGGUGGUGGUGCCUAACAACAGAGGAUGUUGUUUCUGCUUUGUAGACCGAUUCAUCAUGUUGAGGUUACUGGCAUUAUCAGUAUUGCUUUGUGAGUCCUUCGGUAAUAAAGACAUUGAGCCAGGUGCUGCAGCUAUUCCACAGAUUCUGCCUGCAUACAAUUACAGCAGCAUUUGGCUACCCAAAGAGCACAUUCCAUAUUUUCUACACAACAACAAGGAGAUUGCCAGAGUUUGUGAGCAGGAUUCUAAAUGUCCCUUUAAGGAGCAAUUGGCAGCCUUACAGUCUUGCUGGGGGUAUGAAGAAGAUUGCAAGUCAGACCACCGUUUUAGUUACCCAGUUUGCACACACGUUGAUUUUGGAUGGGCCAGAACAAUGGAAGCAGCACAGCAUGUUUACUGGACACAGGCUGAUUUUGGCUAUGUCAUGGAUCGUCUUAAUGAACUGAAAACAUUGUGCAACCCUGUCAGACCAGGAGAUUCUUCUUUGACCUGCUCCAGUUUCACUCGGUACUGCAGAGCAACAAACUUGUAUAUGGAUUUACGAAAUCCAAGGAGAAAUGACGAAAGAUACAAUGAGGACUUUUUCCAAGAUGGAGAAAUAGGAGGCUAUUGUGACCUUAACAAGCAGGCAUUGUUGGCAGAGGGGGAACAUAAAAGCCCCCUACAGUCUUGGUUUGCAGAGCUUCAGACAUAUUCUCAACUGAACUUUCAUCCCAUUAAAGAUGGAAGGUGUGACCUCAUUAUCGAGAAGCCAGUUUAUUUCGUGAAACUGGAUGCUGGUGUUAACAUGUACCACCACUUCUGUGAUUUUGUGAAUCUGUACAUAACACAGCAUAUCAACAACUCUUUCUCCAUGGAUGUAAAUGUUGUCAUGUGGGAUACUAGCCCUUUUGGAUAUGGGGAUUUGUUUAGUGACACUUGGAAGGCUUUUACGAGUUAUGAGAUUAUUCAUUUGAAAACAUACGAUUAUAAAAGGGUGUGCUUCAAAGAUGCGAUCUUUUCACUACUUCCCCGUAUGCGAUAUGGAUUAUUUUACAAUACACCACUGAUAGCUGGAUGUUCUAGUACCGGACUGCUGAAAGCAUUUUCUCAACAUGUGCUACACAGGUUAAAUAUUACACAGGAGGAAACCAAGGUUGGGAAGAUUCGAAUUACACUGUUGGCUCGUAGUACAACUUAUAGAAAGAUUUUAAACCAGGAUGAGCUGGUGAACGCAAUGAAGACUAUGUUCAAUUUUGAUGUUCGUGUUGUGGAUUAUAAAUACAGAGAGAUGGGAUUUUUGGAUCAACUCCAAGUCACUCACAACACAGACAUAUUCAUUGGGAUGCACGGAGCUGGGCUGACUCAUUUGCUGUUUCUGCCAGACUGGGCUGUCAUUUUUGAAUUGUACAACUGUGAAGAUUACCGUUGUUACAUGGACCUUGCUCGACUCAGAGGAGUUCACUACAUGACAUGGGAAAGAGAAAGUAAAGUUUUCCCUCAGGAUAAAGGUCAUCAUCCCACGGUAGGAGAUCAUCCUAAGUUUACCAACUACUCAUUUGAUGUUGAAGAAUUUAUGAGACUUGUUCUUUUAGCAGCAGAAAAGGUUGUACAGCAUCCUAAAUGGCCUUAUAAACAAAAGCAUGAUGAACUUUAAACCAAUCCAUCUUCUGACUACUGCUGCAGUUUUGUAAUGAAGAACUGUUGUGUGAUACUUUUAAAAUAGAGUAUUUUAUUAAAAUGCCAUGUAUGCUGGUUUUACUUGGUACAGGUGUUCCAGUUUUGUAAUAUAUUGCAUAAGAUGUAAAAUAUAUUUUGGUUAAAAAAUCAAAAUCAUGCCAAUAAAACUUGCACAGAGUUUAGAAUGA